AUGCUGUGGUCAGUUGGGAUUCAACAGACUUCACUGGUGCUCAUAUGCACUUUCGUUCUCGCCUCCUUAGCGUUCUAUCCUUAUGCUAAGGAUUUCUGCUGUCUUUGUCGCCUUGUUGCAUACGCAGCACAGAGACGAUUCUUCAAAGGCAACCAGGACCUUAUUCUUACUUUCACCGCUCUCUACAUCUAUAUGAGUGUAGUCUUGGUGGAAUUCUUGGAUAUUUCUGCCGGCAUCUACUGCCCGCAGUUCUUAUUCGGACUGCCGCUUAUCUUUCCCAAUAUCAAUUUUCCUAUGAUACUCUAUGUUGGACACUCUUUCGUGAUCCGGAUCCAUAAGAAAAUGCCCUUGAUCAUUUAUGAGGUCGUCGAAGAGGACUGCUUCGUCCAACUACAUCGAAUGCGGUGUAUUCAUCAGAAAGAUUGUCCUGAAUUUUCUUAUGCAACUCGCUUAUCUAUCAAACCUUCGGUCGCCACAACAAAACAUAGGCGAGCCAUGGAUGGAAGGAUAGUCCAGGUACGGAAUCUCCAGGAACUAAACACUAUACUUCCGUGUGCGAUCAGUGGAAAUCGCCCGUAA
Molecule: messenger RNA, 579 nt
Organism: Haemonchus placei
Lineage: Eukaryota; Metazoa; Nematoda; Chromadorea; Rhabditida; Trichostrongylidae
Source: the annotation of a GenBank genome assembly